CUGGAGCGGCCCGCGGUGGGAUUCUUUGGAGAUCAAGCCUUCCCUGCUUGAGGAGGACGCUUGGCGGCGUGCCGCCUGCGCGGGUGCAACCUGGAGAGAUGAAGAAAACCCUGCAGGAUGAGAUUGAAGCUAUCCUUCAGAAAAGGAUUAUGGUGCUAGAUGGUGGCAUGGGGACCAUGAUCCAGCGGCACAAACUAAGUGAAGAAAAUUUCCAAGGUCAAGAGUUUAAAGAUCACACCAGACCCCUGAAAGGCAACAAUGACAUCUUAAGUAUAACUCAGCCUGAUAUUAUUUACCAAAUUCAUAAGGAAUACUUGCUGGCUGGAGCAGAUAUCAUUGAAACAAACACUUUCAGCAGCACUAGUAUCGCCCAGGCGGACUAUGGCCUUGAACACUUGGCCUACCGGAUGAACAAGUCCUCUGCAGAUGUGGCCAGGAAAGCUGCUGAGGAGAUAACUCUGCAGACAGGAGUCAAGAGGUUUGUGGCUGGAGCUCUGGGUCCGACCAAUAAGACACUUUCUGUCUCCCCAUCUGUGGAAAGGCCAGAUUAUAGGAACAUCACAUUUGAUGAGCUUGUUGAAGCGUACCAGGAGCAGGCCAAGGGACUGCUGGAUGGCGGGGUCGACAUCUUACUCAUUGAAACUAUUUUUGAUACAGCCAAUGCCAAAGCAGCCUUGUUUGCACUCCAGAAACUCUUCGAGGAGAAUUAUGCUCCUCCUCGGCCUAUCUUUAUUUCUGGGACCAUUGUUGAUAAAAGUGGACGGACUCUUUCUGGCCAGACGGGAGAGGCCUUUGUCACCAGCGUGUCUCAUUCAGACCCACUGUGCAUUGGAUUAAAUUGUGCUCUGGGUGCAGCUGAAAUGAGGCCUUUCAUUGAAACAAUUGGAAAGUGCACCACAGCCUAUGUCCUCUGUUACCCAAAUGCAGGUCUUCCCAAUACUUUUGGCGACUAUGAUGAGACACCAUCCAUGAUGGCCGCGCACCUGAAGGACUUCGCUGUGGACGGCUUGGUGAACAUAGUUGGUGGAUGCUGUGGUUCAACACCUGAUCACAUCAGGGAAAUUGCAGAAGCUGUGAAAAAUUGCAAGCCAAGAGUUCCCCCUGCUAGUGUUUUUGAAGGACAUAUGUUACUAUCUGGUCUAGAGCCCUUCAGGAUUGGACCAUACACCAACUUUGUUAACAUUGGAGAACGCUGUAAUGUGGCAGGAUCCAGGAAAUUUGCCAAACUCAUCAUGGCAGGAAACUAUGAAGAAGCCCUGAGCAUUGCCAAAGUCCAGGUGGAAAUGGGAGCUCAGGUGCUGGACAUCAACAUGGAUGACGGCAUGCUGGAUGGUCCCAGUGCGAUGACCAGAUUUUGCAACUUCAUUGCUUCUGAGCCUGACAUUGCCAAGGUGCCCCUGUGCAUUGACUCUUCCAAUUUCGCUGUGAUUGAAGCUGGCUUGAAGUGCUGUCAGGGGAAGUGCAUCGUUAACAGCAUCAGUCUGAAGGAGGGGGAGGCGGACUUCCUGGAGAAGGCCAGGAAGAUCAAGAAGUUUGGAGCUGCUGUGGUGGUGAUGGCUUUUGAUGAGGAAGGACAGGCAACAGAAACAGAUGUUAAAGUCAGUGUGUGCACCAGAGCCUACCAUCUACUUGUGGAAAAAGUAGGCUUCAAUCCAAAUGAUAUCAUCUUUGACCCCAAUAUCCUUACCAUUGGUACUGGAAUGGAAGAACAUAACUUGUAUGCUAUCAAUUUUAUUCAUGCAACAAGAGUCAUUAAGGAAACAUUACCAGGAGUCAGAGUAAGUGGAGGUCUUUCCAACUUAUCCUUCUCCUUCCGAGGCAUGGAAGCCAUUCGAGAAGCAAUGCAUGGUGUUUUCCUUUAUCAUGCGAUCAAGUUUGGUAUGGACAUGGGGAUAGUCAAUGCUGGCAACCUCCCUGUGUAUGAUGAUAUCCAUAAGGACCUUCUUCAGCUCUGUGAAGAUCUCAUCUGGAACAAAGACUUGGAGGCUACCGAGAAACUCUUACGAUAUGCCCAGACUCAUGGCCAAGGAGGGAAGAAAGUGAUCCAGACAGAUGAGUGGAGGAGCGGCUCCAUCGAGGAGCGUCUGGAGUAUGCUCUCGUGAAGGGUAUUGAAAAGCACAUUGUUGAAGAUACUGAAGAAGCCAGGUUAAACCAGGAAAAAUAUCCUCGGCCUCUGAAUAUAAUUGAAGGGCCUCUAAUGAAUGGCAUGAAAGUGGUUGGUGACCUUUUUGGAGCUGGAAAAAUGUUUCUGCCUCAGGUUAUAAAGUCAGCUCGUGUCAUGAAGAAGGCUGUUGGCCACCUGAUCCCUUUCAUGGAAAAAGAAAGAGAAGAAGCCAGAGUACUUAAUGGUUCGCUUGAAGAAGAGGACCCAUACCAAGGUACCAUCGUGCUGGCCACUGUCAAAGGGGACGUGCAUGACAUCGGCAAGAACAUCGUCGGCGUGGUGCUGGGCUGUAAUAAUUUCAGAGUUAUUGAUUUAGGAGUCAUGACUCCCUGUGAUAAGAUACUUCAAGCUGCUCUGGACCACAAAGCAGAUAUAAUUGGCUUGUCGGGACUUAUCACUCCAUCCUUGGAUGAAAUGAUUUUUGUUGCCAAGGAAAUGGAGAGGUUGGCGAUAAAGAUUCCAUUGUUGAUAGGAGGAGCAACCACGUCACGAACCCACACAGCAGUUAAAAUAGCACCAAGAUACAGUGCGCCUGUAAUCCACGUCCUAGAUGCAUCUAAGAGUGUGGUGGUGUGUUCUCAGCUGUUAGAUGAAAAUCUGAAAGAUGACUACUUUGAAGAAAUACUGGAAGAGUAUGAAGAUAUUAGACAGGACCACUAUGAGUCUCUCAAAGAGAGAAAAUACUUACCUCUAAGUCAAGCCAGAACACACGGUUUCCACAUUGACUGGCUGUCUGAGCCUCACCCAGUGAAGCCCACGUUUAUUGGGACCCAGGUCUUUGAAGACUACAACCUCCAGAAGCUGGUGGACUACAUUGACUGGAAGCCUUUCUUUGACGUCUGGCAGCUCCGGGGCAAGUACCCGAACCGAGGAUUUCCCAAGAUAUUUAAUGACAAAGCAGUAGGUGAAGAAGCCAGAAAGGUAUACGAUGAUGCUCAGAAUAUGCUGAACAUACUAAUUAGUCAAAAGAAGCUCCGGGCCAGGGGCGUGGUUGGAUUCUGGCCAGCACAGAGUGUCCAGGAUGACAUCCACUUGUAUGCAGAAGGGGCGGUGCCCCAGGCCGCUGAGCCCAUAGCCACCUUUUACGGACUGCGGCAGCAGGCUGAGAAGGACUCUUCCAGCACAGACCCCUACCACUGCCUCUCAGACUUCAUCGCUCCUCUGCAUUCCGGGGUCCGUGACUACUUGGGUCUCUUUGCCGUUGCCUGCUUUGGGGUUGAAGAGCUGAGUAAGGCCUAUGAGGAUGAUGGCGAUGACUACAGCAGCAUCAUGGUGAAGGCACUGGGGGACAGGCUGGCAGAGGCCUUUGCUGAGGAGCUCCAUGAGAGAGUUCGCCGAGAACUGUGGGCUUACUGUGGGAGCGAGCAGCUGGGUGUCACAGACUUGCGCAGACUCCGGUAUGAGGGCAUCCGGCCAGCGCCUGGUUACCCCAGCCAGCCUGACCAUACUGAGAAGCUCACCAUGUGGAGACUGGCCAACAUCGAGCAGGCCACAGGCAUCAGGUUGACAGAAUCCUUGGCAAUGGCCCCUGCUUCAGCAGUAUCAGGCCUAUACUUCUCCAAUGUAAAGUCCAAAUAUUUUGCUGUGGGGAAAAUUUCCAAAGAUCAGAUUGAGGAUUAUGCUUUGAGGAAGAACAUGCCAGUGGCUGAGGUGGAGAAAUGGCUUGGCCCCAUUCUGGGAUAUGAUACAGACUGACUUCUCUCUCACACUCCUUUACUCCUUUCUGUUUUUCUUUUAAACUUUUAUGUUUGCUGACCCCAAGGGGGUAUAAUCCAGUGUGCCUUAGAAAUAGCGACAAAAGAGCCUUUGUGUCUGCCUGCCCCACCCUGCUGUGAGAAGGCCCCACCCUGCUGUGCGAAGGCUGUUGGUAGCAUGUAGUGUAGAGCCUAGGUCUUCUAGGGUCCUGGAGAAUAAGCACUUUUUCAGGGACUGUAAAUGAGAAGCAUCCAGGUACCAAGGCUUAUGGUGUCACUGGGCCCUCAGGAAUGGGACAAGCAGAAGACAUCUGCAUCUCACAGCAGGACACCCAGCUUUCCCCCAUUGUUGCCUUUGACCCAGGAAGGCACUUGUUCCUGGGUUUGUCUUGUCUGUUUUUUGGUUGGUUUUGUUUUGUUUUGUUUGUUCUUAUUGGCUGCCUCAUAUAUUAAAAGAUUCUGAAAAUAAGUUGAAUAGGAGAAUAAAUAGAGAAAUGUAACCCUGGAGCAAAGUAUCACCGUGAGAGCUGGACAGACAGCUAUUUGCCCUGGUGUGGCAGUAGGCAGUCACGUUCUCCAAGCUUUCUUUGUCUGUUGUAGUUUCAUAGUCCCUUGCUCUAAGGCAGGAAAUGGAAGAAAGAAAGUGACUACCAAAGGCAUUUAGCAUCUAGCUGUUCUCAGAAUUGAACAGGUUGUUAGCUGAGCCCUGAUGUCCUCCUGGGCAGAGCUGGACCCAUGGAUGGCUUGAAGCCACUCAACUCUUUGUCUACACUUGACUCCAAAUACUUAUAUUUUAGAUAUACUACAUUGCCUUGUUCUUUGAUAUUUCUGGAGAAAUUGUUCACAGCACAGGCUCUGAAGGCCCGGACUCAAACUGUAACUUUUCUGUGUAGCUCCUGUAUGGCAGAAGCCAAGCUGAGACUUCCCCACACUGUUCAUCUGAAAAAAAACGAGAACAGUCGUGUUAGUCUGUCUCAUUGGGGUGAGGUUUAAACAGGACUAUGUGUGCAUGGAGACGGUUCUGAUAUGCACAGAUAUUUAAUAAGUGGGGGUUCUGUGGAGCUCUUAGUCUUAGCUCUGCGGUACUCACAGGAAGAUUGAGAGGUAGGUUAAGGGAGCAGGGAGAGUAGGGAAGUAUGUAUGGAGUGUGACUGACCUCCUGGGAUUAGAACUCCAACUUAGAGUUUACACCGACAGAGGAAGAGAAGCCACCUCCUCUUCUGUGUCAUACACCAUCAGGACUCAGCUCAUGUGAGGCAGACUCCGUCCUUGCCUUAUAUGUUGUACCAAGCUACUUACAACAAGCACACUUCCCGGUAUAUUUGGAGGCAAAAAGAAGAAAAUGAUAGUUGGGUAAUGAGAAUCCUGCAUGUGUGUAAUCUUUCCAAGUUUAUUUUCAUAGAAGCACACACUUUUUGUAUCAUUGGCCCUUAGAGUGAAAAGAAUUAUCUACUUUUCUUUAAGGCAUCUUGACCUAGGUUAUAAAUGGGACUCACUAGCUGGGGUCUUUUAGUUUCAGGUCAUAUUUCCCUGGCAGGUAUGUUCUUUAGGCAUUGGGACAUUGAUCUGUGAGAAAGACUAACCAUCACAUAGUUUACGGCAUUCCAUUUGGGGAGUUCCUAAGUCUUCUUAUUCCCUUGCCAUUCUUCCAGCUGACUCCCCAAAUACGUCAUUGACCUAAUCCCAUGACAUCUUUUUCAUCUUCUUCCUCCUAGUCCUCCUCCUCCUUCUCCUCUCUUCUUGAAUCUUCCUUCUUCUUGCGUGUUUAGGUAUAUAGGAUACUCGCUAAGAAAUAAAGAAGAAAACCUGAAAGCA
Molecule: messenger RNA, 5674 nt
Organism: Apodemus sylvaticus (European woodmouse)
Lineage: Eukaryota; Metazoa; Chordata; Mammalia; Rodentia; Muridae
Gene: Mtr
Product: 5-methyltetrahydrofolate-homocysteine methyltransferase
Exons: 33
Coding region: 99-3860 (1253 amino acids)
Biological process (GO): pteridine-containing compound metabolic process
Molecular function (GO): methionine synthase activity; zinc ion binding; cobalamin binding
Source: RefSeq, a predicted model, not a curated record